AUGGGUAACGCUCUCACGUUUCUCUACGGAAAAUGCUGCAAGCCGACGCCGACCAAUGAGUCUCUCGGUCCUCACGGAGUCUCCCCCGCCACCGUCGGUGUUUCAGCUCUCGCUCACGAUCUCUUCAACUUCGACAUCACUUCCCAGGUUCCUGGAGGACUUGGGAGGUACGUUGAAUCGUCUAAAAAGGCUCAAGCAAAAUGGUUUAAAAAAAUACUUGAGGCAUGGAAACAAGCAAAACCUCCACCACAGACGGCAGAGGAAGCUUCUAGGCUUGUUAUCGAGAUAUUAAAAAGGAAUCAAAAAGCGGACGUUGAGGGACUUUUAUCUUUCUAUGGACUCCCUUUGCCUGAUAGUCUGGUUGAGCUCUCUACUGAAGCUCAUGUGUCUUUGCCUGAAGGAGUUCUAUACGAAUUUCAAACACUUCCGGUGGAUCCAAAAGCUGUGGCAGAUGGAGACACCAUCACAGUGUAUGUCAGUUCUUCAGACCCGGCCGUGUCAUCUUCUGUUCCAAGGGAAGUAAAUGUUGCAGCAACUGAAAGAUUAAAAGCACGCGAGAAGAAGGAUUACACAAAAGCUGAUGGACUUCACCAAAAGAUCAUUGAUUCUGGUUAUAGGGUGUUAAAAAUUCAGAAUGAGGAAGUGCUUGCUCGGAAGUUCAGGAUUAGACUAAGGGGAAUAGAUGCACCAGAGGGCCAAAUGCCGUUUGGGAAAGAGGCACAAGAAGAGCUUGUGAAGAUCGUUCAAUGGAAAAGCUUGAAAGUGUUAGUUUACGGUGAAGAUCAAUAUGGUCGAUGCGUAGGAGAUUUAUACUGCAAUGGGAUUUUUGUACAGGAGGCAAUGCUAAAGAAAGGUCUUGCUUGGCAUUACAUAGCUUGUGACAAGCGCAUGGUUCUAGCAAAGUGGGAAAAGGAGGCAAGGCAGAAACGUAUUGGAUUGUGGGCUUCUUCAAAUCCUGAGAAGCCAUGGGACUGGAGAAAAAAUAGGCGUGUAUAG
Molecule: messenger RNA, 996 nt
Organism: Microthlaspi erraticum
Lineage: Eukaryota; Viridiplantae; Streptophyta; Magnoliopsida; Brassicales; Brassicaceae
Source: the annotation of a GenBank genome assembly